Messenger RNA from Rhinolophus ferrumequinum (greater horseshoe bat), 2642 nucleotides. RefSeq names its product fucosyltransferase 1 (H blood group) (gene FUT1). Lineage: Eukaryota; Metazoa; Chordata; Mammalia; Chiroptera; Rhinolophidae. Gene Ontology annotation, biological process: carbohydrate metabolic process. Gene Ontology annotation, cellular component: membrane. The transcript is spliced from 2 exons. The coding region runs from base 642 to 1571 and encodes 309 amino acids. The record is from RefSeq and is a predicted model, not a curated record. Gene Ontology annotation, molecular function: galactoside 2-alpha-L-fucosyltransferase activity.
CCGCCGGGGCCGGGUUUCAGGCCCCACUCCAGCAGUUGGGGCGUGGAGGGGCUCGACGCAUCCAAGUACACCCGGCAGGUGGUAAACCAGGCACCGGCGGGGAAGAGGGAGAGGUUGACGGACCGGAACGCCAGGAUCCAGCAGUGCAGCUGGGAGCUAGAUCUCCACAUCCACAGAUGGACGACGCGGCUCCUAGGUGGCCAGGUAGGAUGCCGGGGGCGGAGCCCUCUCGCUGGCCGGUGCCUGGGAGGAGGAGGGAGAGGGGGGAGCGCCUCCGGGUCUGGAGAGGGUUGGGCGCGAGGGCUACCACCCUAGCCCGGGGCGCCUGGUCGGGUCCCCAGGGAAGGGGCGGGGCUCCGCUUCCGAGGUGUCUGCCUGGCUGCGGAGGUGCAGAGGCUGUGAACCUGCGACCGCGCCCACUCUCCUUCGUCGCGGAGCCCUCGCUGCCAGUCCCUGGAGGCGGCGUGGAGGGAAGGGCUGCGGGUUUUGGGAACUCGGAGUCCACGGUUCCGUGGCGACCGGAUGUGAACUGAUCUUGGGGACGGCGCUCUCUGUCAUACUGUGUAUUGCCACCCGCCAGAAGCUCAGACCGACACCUGCUGACAAAUCCUGUGGCCAUCUUCUGCCUGUCAGGCACGCCAAUGAGCACCAACACCUCCUCUUCCUGUGCCAAGAACCCUGCCUCCCUCUCAGGCACCUGGACUAUCUCCCCAGCGGGCCGCUUGGGUAAUCAGAUGGGGCAGUACGCCACUCUGCUUGCCCUGGCUCAGCUCAAUGGCCGCCGGGCCUUUAUCCUGCCGGACAUGCACGCUGCCUUGGCUCCCGUGUUCCGCAUCACCCUGCCUGUGCUGGCGCCUGAGGUGGACAGCCACACGCCUUGGCGGAAGUUGCAGCUGCACGACUGGAUGUCAGAGGAGUACGCCCACUUGAAGGACCCUUUGCUGAAGCUCACUGGCUUCCCCUGCUCCUGGACCUUCUUCCACCAUCUCCGGGAACAGAUCCGGAGUGAGUUCACCCUGCAUGACCACCUUCGGGAAAAGGCCCAAGGUUUCCUGAGACAGCUCCGCCUGCCGGCUACUGGGGUCCUCCCGCGCACUUUCGUGGGUGUCCACGUGCGCCGUGGGGACUACCUGGAGGUUAUGCCUCAACGCUGGAAGGGUGUGGUGGGCGAUGGCGUCUACCUCCAGCAGGCCAUGGACUGGUUUCGGGCGCGGCAUGAAGCCCCCAUCUUUGUGGUCACCAGCAACGGCAUGGGGUGGUGCCGGGAAAACAUCAACCCCUCCCAGGGGGAUGUGAUCUUUGCUGGUGAUGGGCAGGAGGAGUCACCCGAGAAGGACUUUGCGUUGCUCACACAGUGCAACCACACCAUUAUGACUAUUGGCACUUUUGGCUUCUGGGCCGCCUACCUGGCCGGUGGAGACACUGUCUACCUGGCCAACUUCACCCUGCCUGACUCCAGCUUUCUCAGGAUCUUUAAGCCGGAGGCUGCCUUCCUGCCUGAGUGGGUGGGCAUUAAUGCAGACUUGUCUCCACUCCAGAAACUGCGGAGGAGUCUUUCUGGAAUAGCCUGAUCGAUCUAGGGCCAGCAUUGUGCGUCUCCAGAAUCCUAGCAGCUUCUGGAGAAGCUUGUGGUGGUCCGGCAGCAGAUGGGCACCCAUUUCUAGAGUGAUUCUAAUUGGCUCAGAGCUACCUGCAACUGCCUGAACAUUCUAGAACCAGCAGAAGACAUUUUCUUGAUGAUUGGCAAUGUCUGGGGAGACUCAUGACAGUUCUGCAAGGCACAGUGCCCACCUGUAGUUCCAAGCCUAUAUCCAGAGUACUUUUAGAUGGCUGCCCACCCAGGAACCAGGAACUCCCCUCUUUAGUGUUGAUCAUUCUGGUCUUUUCUAGAAGAGAUGUUUCUCCAUUCCUCAGUCAUCAGGACUGAAGAAACUCAUGGAAAUUCUAGAGCAAGCACUCACCAACUCUCCUUCUGUUUCUGGAUUGGUUCUAGAUGGGAAUUUGUUCUAGAGGGGACCAGUUCUAAUGCCUGUGAAGAACCCUGCAGGGCCCUUGCAGAGGGGAGAGGGUUCUGGAAUUCCAGAUAACUUUGGUGAAAAAUCGAAUGAAGGUACAACCAGAAGCUCAAUACCUCACCACUGCCAGGAAGAUUGAUGGAAGAUAAACUAUGUAUAGCUGUGACAGUUUGUGAGAAGAGUGGAAUUCUAUCCAUCCUCUCAGCCCCUGAAAAAAACACACAAAGACUUUGGGCUGCUGGGGUUGAUGGGAUGGAUUUUUCUGGAGGUCAAUCAACAUAAACAUGACCUUUGGGCUUGUAGAAAGCCACCGGUAUCACGCCCCUUGCCAACCAUGGUCUGUCUGCUAAAUCUGGCUUUGGGCAAAUGAGGGAUGGAAAGAUCCCAAGGUAUGCAGACAGGCCUCAAACCCAAGCAGGAGCACUCUUGGCCAGGGUCUGGCCAAGGAGGAUGGGAUUCUUGACUCAGAUUUCAGGAACCCCUUGAUGCUUUUUGAAGGGGGUGAAGGUAGAUCUUUUAUUGCAGAAUUGUCUAAGAAUCUAAGCCUCUUUUUUAGUCUUUUCAGGGAGUUUUGGGAGACUUUUCCUACUCAGCUGCCAUAGUGAGAGAGGGAGGUAUGGAUUAAAA